CGCACUGGGCAGCAUCUAGAGAUGGGGGUGUCCCCAAGUCUGGUGGUGGAAUUUUGACUGUAGGUGCAUUUUCGACCUUUCUUUACUAAAGGGAUAAAGGAAAAGGAAGGAAAGGAGACCCGAGGAAGCCAAGAGCUGAUUUUGUCAGUGGAGGGCAAGACGAAUCAAAGCGCUAUAAUUAUAAGUGGCUUGAGAUCCUUUUACAGCCUGUCCAAUGACUCCGAUAAACCAGGCUCUGAAAGUAGGAUUUGACUUGAGAUUCUCUAACCUGGGAUGGGAUAGAGAAAGUAUUGGGGUUAGUACUCUCUGACUAUCUACCCCUACGCUUCUUCACCACCACCCCGGACUCCUCCCCACCCCCGGUAGAGGAGAGCAUUUUGGCAGCUUCUGCGCCGGGGGCGGAGGGGAAUCAGCUCUGGCUUGGAAACCGCAAUCUUAGCGGGGAGGCUGUGAAAAUAAUGGAUGUGGGCUUUUCGUCUCCUUGCUCCCAGAACAACUUUAAAGGGCCUUCGUGCCUCCAUCAUCUAGGAACCUCUGGUCACCAAUCAGUUGGUACGAUAGAGCAGAGCCCAGCUGCGGUAGCGUGUUAGAGCAGACGUUUCUCCUCGCUCCUUGAUAACCGGGAACCUCCGUACCAUGUCAUACCCUCAGUUUGGAUACCCUUACUCUUCUGCACCACAGUUCCUCAUGACCACUAAUUCCCUGACUACUUGCUGUGAGUCCAGUGGCCGGACGUUAGCAGACUCCGGGGCAGCUGGCUCAGCUCAGACCCCAGUCUAUUGUCCUGUGUACGAGAGCAGGCUGCUGGCCACAGCUAGGCAUGAGCUCAAUUCCGCAGCUGCCUUGGGAGUCUAUGGGAACCCUUACACCGGCACCCAGGGCUAUGGAAACUACGUUACCUACGGCACUGAAGCCUCUGCCUUCUAUUCUUUGAAUAGUUUCGACUCGAAAGAUGGGACGGGAUCUGCGCAUGCGGGCAUCACGCAGGCAGCAGCCGCUUACUACCCUUAUGACCACACGCUCAGCCAGUAUCAAUACGACAGGUACGGCACGAUGGAUGGGGGAACAAGGAGGAAAAAUGCUACCCGGGAAACAACCAGCACCUUGAAGGCCUGGCUGCAGGAGCACCGAAAGAACCCCUACCCGACAAAGGGUGAGAAGAUCAUGCUGGCUAUCAUCACUAAGAUGACCCUCACCCAGGUCUCCACCUGGUUUGCCAAUGCUCGUCGGAGGCUCAAGAAGGAGAACAAGAUGACUUGGCCACCUCGAAACAAAUGCUCAGAUGAGAAGAGACCCUAUGAGGAGGAAGAGGAGGGAGAAGAAGAGUCCCAGGAAGACCAUCUCAAAAAUGAGAAGAAUGAGGAACGUGUCCGCAAGGAGGAGAAGGAACUCGAGCUAAGUGACUUAGAUGAUUUCGACCCGAUAGAGUCUGAGAACUCAGAGUGCGAACUGAAGCCGGCCUUCCAGCACCUGGACAGCGGCCACAUGCGUGCUGCCUCUGGAGGAGCAGACUGUCCAGGAGACCCUUGCAAGGAGUCUGCCACCUCUCUCAAAAUGUCGCUCCCUGGAGGCGUCCAGCUGGAGGAAGAUGUGGAGCGGGCCAAGAACUGCCUCAAGAGUGUGGUAGAUGAAUGUGAUCAAGACCUAGUAGUGGGAGGGCGACAGAGAGGCUGUGAUUCUAAAAUGUGCUUCCAGCAGCCGGUGGAGUCCCAGAUCCUGGAGGCCAAGCCCCGGAUCUGGUCCCUAGCUCACACAGCCACUUCCUUGAACCAAACUGAGUACCCAUCCUGCAUGUUGAAGCGCCAAGGACUCUCUACUUCUUCCUCAUCUGCCUCCUCUUCUUCUUCCACGGCAGUGUCGGUUCCCGGUGGCCUCGAUAGGCACCAAGAUUCCCCAGUCACCAGUCUCAGAAACUGGGUGGAUGGGGUCUUUCACGACCCCAUAUUCAGGCACAGUACUUUGAACCAGGCUUUGAGUAACACUACAGUGUCCUGGGCUACCACCAAAGGAGCAAUACUGGAAACGGGAACCCUGGGUCGCUCUCUGGGGAACAGCACAGACAUGCUGAAGGGACAUCUGGCAAACUUCCCCCCACACCACCACCACCACGACUCCAAUAAGGAGCUCCUCUCCUUUCCCAAAUCUGGCAGCAAAAUGUUCUGUUCUUAACAGCCCCGCCCCCCACUGGGGCCCAGAAUGUUCUUAUCCUUGACAGAAGUGGACACGAAUUGAAAGGAGAGAGUGGGGGAGGGGGGCAAUAGGGAGGGGAAGAUCUUAAGUUUGAAGAAUAAACUUUUUUCUACAAAUAAAUAAAUCAAUAAAAAUAAACCUAAAACAAAUCAAGAAGCAAGCAAACCAACCAUGUCAAUCCAAAAUAGAGGAUUUCAAAGUCUGUUUUGCUUAGGUUUGCCAGAGAGACUAUUUUCAUUCCAUCCUAAGAAGAGUUUCCCUUGUCUACAACUUUGAAAAGAAUCAGUGCCGGGAUCCUUGUUUAACUUCCUGUCUAAAGAAAAAAAAGGGGGAAAGCACGUGCUAUAUUUUAGAAGUAAUUAACAAACAAACAGAAAGUUUACAUCCAAAGGUUUACAUUGAGGCAAUGUUUCAAUAGCAAGUUUUCCAUUUCAGGCAUGCCAAUAUUAGUUUAAAGACUUUUCAGACUUUUCCCUUCUGAUUUCAUUGUUAGUAUAUAAUUCUCACAAACAGCACUUUUCCCAGGUUUACACUAUCGCACAAACUUAACUUUACAAAUAAGAUGUUUUAAAGAGGUAUGUUCACAUCCAUGAAUUGUCUGUUUCAGAGGUUUAAAAUGAUAAUACUAAUAAAACCGAGUGAUGGUGUUUUGCAUU
Molecule: messenger RNA, 2846 nt
Organism: Trichosurus vulpecula (common brushtail)
Lineage: Eukaryota; Metazoa; Chordata; Mammalia; Diprotodontia; Phalangeridae
Gene: IRX4
Product: iroquois homeobox 4
Exons: 6
Coding region: 637-2169 (510 amino acids)
Biological process (GO): cell development; regulation of transcription by RNA polymerase II; neuron differentiation
Cellular component (GO): nucleus
Molecular function (GO): DNA-binding transcription factor activity, RNA polymerase II-specific; RNA polymerase II cis-regulatory region sequence-specific DNA binding
Source: RefSeq, a predicted model, not a curated record